Closterium sp. NIES-65 is the source of this 9981-nucleotide messenger RNA. Lineage: Eukaryota; Viridiplantae; Streptophyta; Zygnematophyceae; Desmidiales; Closteriaceae. The record is from the annotation of a GenBank genome assembly.
AUGGAUGAGACAGCGUCGCUCUUCUUCCAGCUUACUCCGCAGCAAUCUCUCCCGCCUCGGGUGAACGACGUUCCCGCAGCCGCCGAUUGGUUGCGAAGCUUCGCCGGUCACAGCUGGCUGGCUUACGGCGCAGGUGGCUGCGUUGUAAUCACAACCGCUCCGUGGCUCGUGCACGGCAGCGGCGCGCGAGAGGACAGCCUGCCACGUGGCGCCCGUUUCUAUCACCAGGUCCUGGAACUCCCGCCGUCGCUCAAUCCAGAAUCUGCUGAUGUGGAUCUCGCGAACCGCUCAUUCCCAAUCUUGGCUGACCAGAGGAGACCAGAAGAGGAAGCUGCAAGAAAAUUUCCGUGUGUGGAGGAUAGGGAUCAGGUAGCCGUUGUGACAUGGGCAGCACCGGAUAGCACCUUGGCGGGCGUUCUAGCUGCAGCUAAGGGAACAUGCAUUUACCUCUUUGCUCCGAGUUGCCAAGACAUCCCCCUCUCAUGGCGGCCUGCUCAGCUGAUCCAGUUCCCCUCCAAGGUCAUCUCCCUCGCCUGGACUGGUUCAGCAGACGGCCUUCUGAUCAGCGGCGAAUCGAAUGUCGCCAUGUGGCAUCGUUCCAAGAAGAAGCAGCAGAACGCGCCCCUGCUGCAGCCGCUGACGUGUCUGUGGCAGGUGCAGACAAGUGUCGCGCAGGGACUGGCUGCGACCUCGCUGCAUGCGGAUGGGUUUGCUGCUACUGCUGAUGUGGCAGUAGGAGAAGGAGGAGGAGGAGUUGGAGGAAGAGUUGGGACAGCGUGGGGACGGCCGAAGGGUGCUUCUAACGAGUGGGUUCUGCUGGGCUCGCUUCCGCCAGCUGUCCCAGGCAGUGGGGGAGGUGGAUAUGAGAGGGGUUUUGCACGGCUGGCAUGGGCGCCUGUUCUGCUGCCAGGUGGCGGCAGCGUAUUGGCUGUUGCUGGCACUGGGAGUGUGGAGCUGUAUCUGGUGAGGCGUAUACGUGAGGAAAGGGAUGGCGAGCAUUCAGGGGGGGGCGAGCAUCAUGGGGGGCAUGGGGGUCCGGGGGGGGGUUAUGCUGGUGAUGCAGAGGAGGAGCGUGUAGAGUGCAGCUGGCUGUGCUCUCUCACUCUCCUGAACGCAUUCCCUGAAGCACCUGUAGAGGAAGCUGCAGGUGGUGCUACCACAGCUGCCGCUACAGCUGCUGCCACAGCUGGUCCGUUCCUGGGUGUUGCCUGCCUGCCUCACACGCCCCACUCUGCCACCCAUUCUGCAUCCUCAACUCCAACGAAUUCAGCAGCUGCAGGUCCUGCCAGGCCAGGCAGAGGAGAGAGGAGGGGGAUUCGAGUGAGGGGUGAGGCAAGGGCGAGAGUGCACACAGAGAAGGAGUCCGUGGGAUUUAGGGCUAUUACUGACGAGGGGAAAGCAGGGGAAGGCGAGGAAAGAGCGGAAGGAGUGGAGGGAGCAGCAUGGGAAGAAAAUGCUGUUGGCUGGCUGGUGGGUGUGUGUGGAGCCGAGGGAGGAGGGGAGGAAGGAAAAGGAGGGGAACGAGGGGAGGGAGAGGGCGGAGAGGGGGUGGCAGCUGUAACGACAAGCACACGUGUGAUCAGGUUUCCCAGCAGCCGCCGGGUCACGUGCCUGCACUGCGCCCCUGUGAAUGACUCAAUAUGGGCGUCUCCUCCUAAAGCAGGUGGUGCAGGUGGUGCUUUGCAUCAGGGAGGAGGGAAACAUGCCGCUGCUGAUGGUACAGGGACAGCUGGUACUGCUGGUGCGUCUGGUUCUUCUGAACUGCAGGCAUUGCAAGAGAUGUUGAGUCGAAGGGGUUGGUUGGAGGAGGCUGGCGGUUUGCUUUCAGGGGCAGGAGCUGGUUCUGCAACUUCCGGGCAGUUUGAAUCUGGGCAGUUUGAGUCUGGACAAUUUGGAUCUGGGCAGUUUGGUUCUGAGCAGUUUGGUUCUGGGCAGUUUGCUGCCCGUUUUGGGCUGCCCAAGGGGAAGCACGCAGAGGAGGAGGAGGAGGGUCUGCCUUAUGAGUUUGCAGUCGGUGCCUCUGCUGGUGGAUUGGCUGGUACCGGGGUUGGCACUGGCAGCGGCACUGCUGGUUCUGGUCCCGGUCAGGAUCGGGGAAGCGUGUACCAGGAAUGGAAUCGGUCUGGGGGAAGGAUCCAGGAAGCUUCUACAGGGAGGCGUGAUUCAGUGGAGGCGGUAAGGGCAGGGGGGUGGAAAGCCCCAGGGUGGGCGGGGUGGGUGGAGGUGGGGCGGGUGGAGCUGGGGGAGGUGGGAUUCGUGCGGUGCUUGUCGUGGGCCCCACAAGGGGUGCUGCUGGUGGGGACGGGGCAGCAGCUGCUGGUGAUCAGCCCUCUCAGCCUCACCUCCAUGUCGCACAUCAGCCUGACAGACCUUGCAGUCGUGGCUUCCCGAAGCGGCAGGUCCGGGGCUGGCGCGCAGGCUCGGCCCGUGGCUCGGGUGUCCAGCCGCCUGUCUCUGCCACUGUCAGCUUCAGACCCAGCUCUAGCAGCCGCUCAGAGUGUUCUGGCUGGGGCAGGCACAGCAGGGACAGGUGCAGGAGCAGGAAUAGGGUCAGGAGCAGGAGGGGCAGGAGGGGGAGGAGGGGGAGGAAGGGCAGGGGUGCUGGGAGGGGGACGAGUGUUGCCAUACACUCCGUCUGCCCCCAACUUUGGCCUUCUGGGCAGCCCUGCGAGGCGUGACGCUAGCAGCAGUGGGGGACAGUUCACCAGUGGAACAGGAGAGGCAGGAGGAGGUGAGGUGAUCGCAGAAGCAGGGUCGGAAAGAGAGGAUGUGAAAGUAUCCGCGCUGGUUCGUGCGCUGGACGGCAGCGGGCGGCUGUUGCUGUCUGAUGCGGUGGCAGCAGUGGCAUCAGUGGUACCAGAUUACCACCCCACGGUCAUCUGGACUCUACUCAACCAGGGAUUGCUGCCUUCUGCACGUGCAUGCAUCCGCCACCUCUCGCGCUCCCUCGCUGCAGCCCAAGCCAAGGCUCACAGUGCUCACAGCCAGCACCAGCCGGUUAAGGGUUUUAUCUCUCAGACCUGCCAUGGCUCCUCGUCUUCCUCCUCCUCUUCCUCCACUGGUUGUUGCAUCCCUCCAUGUGUCCCCUAUUCACAGCUGUGCCUCCCUGAAGCCUCCUCCUCUGCCUCAGGUGCACCUGUCGCGAAGGCUGCUGCUGCUGCCUCGUCCGGACGUCUGUCGGGGGGAUUCGGAGGGGAUUUUGGGGGAUUUGGAGGGUCUGGAGGGGGUUUUGCUGGGUUUAGCAGCACAGGAGAAAGUAGUAUGGGAAGCAGGUCUGGUGGGGGUGGGGGGGGCGCUGGUCGGGGGACUAGUGCAAGGGCGAGUGGUGGUGGUGGUGGUGGUGGUGGUGGUGGUGGUGGUGGUGGUGGGUCCAAGCAAGCGUAUAAUCCUUUUAGUCUCGUGAACGUGAGAAGUGCUUUGGAUGACAGUGAUGGGGAGGAGGAGGGGGAAGAGGUGGACGUGGGAGGGAAGAGAGGGUCAGCUGGAGCAGGAGAGAGCAGCAAGGGUGCUGAUAGUGGUGGUGGAGGAGGAGGAGGAGGGUUGGGAGUGAAGGGUAGUGGCGUUGUUCCACCUGCAGUGCUGCGGUGGCAGCAGUUGCAGCAGCAGGUGCUGGUGGGGGGGCAAGCUCCUUUCACAGAGGCCGAAGCAACAGCCAUCUUCCAGGUGCUAUCUGAGGCAGGCGGGACCUGCAGCACAGGUACCUCCUCUGGUGGUGGUAGUGGUACACGGAUGGCUGGUGUGUGGUACACCUCUGGGUUGACAGCAGCGGAGGCGGACAUGGUGGUGGUGUUGUUAGACGUGCUCGCAGCCAUGGAUGGGGUGGGUGUGAAGGAGGAGGAGGAGGAGGAGGAGUUGCAGCAGCCUGAGGGUGGUUCUUCAUCGUCAGCAGUAACAGCAGCAGCGUCAGUGGCGCGAGCAGUCAAGGCUCUAGAUGAACCGGGGAAAAGGUUCUGGCUCGCACUCCACCUCUCCCGUGCAGCAAAGAAGCACCAGCAGCGCCGCGCUGCUGCCGCAGCCGCAGCCGCAGCCGCAGCCGCAGCCGCAGCUGCAGCAGCUGAAAAGGCCGCCUCAGCAGCAACCACCAGAGCAGGAGCAGCAGCUUCUGCCUUCGGCUCUUUCUCUGCCCGUAGGCUCAUCAUCAUCAGCAGGCCCGGGGCAGGUUCAUCUGGGGCAGGUGGGCUUGGACAGCAGCAGCAACAGCAGGGGCAGGGGCAGGUGCAGGGGCAGCAGGGGCAGGGGCAGCAGCAGGGGCAGGGGGAGGGGCAGGAGGGGAAGCUGGAGGUGGAGUCGCGUGCAGUGGCGUGGGCGGUGCACACGGAGUCAGUGGGUGAUGUGGUGAAUGCAUGCCUGCAUGAUGCUGACAAACCCACGUGGGCGGGUCUCAAGGCCCUGGGAGUCGGGUACUGGCUCUGCAACACCACGCAGCUCAGACAGCUGAUGGAGCGGGUAGCGCGGGCGCAGUACCAGCAGAGGCGGGAUCCCAAGGACUGCGCGCUGCUCUACAUGGUUCUGGACCGCCGCUCCGUGCUGCACGGGCUGCUCAAGCUCAGCCGCGACGACCGCGACAAGAAACUGGUGGACUUCCUGGGGAGGGACUUCACGGAGGAGCGGCACAGAGCAGCAGCUCUGAAGAAUGCAUACGUGUUGCUGUCGCAGCACCGCUUCGACCUCGCAGCCACCUUUUUCCUCCUGGGAGACGACAUCCCCUCCGCCGCCUCUGUGUGCGCCCGCAACCUCAACGACCCCCAGCUCGCGCUCGUGCUGUGCCGGCUGCGGGAGGACAAGGCGGGGGCGGCAGCAUAUUCAAAGGAUGUGAUUCAGCGGCUCUUGUUGCCAGAGGCUGUUUCGAAAGGGGACGCCUGGAUGGUCUGCACUCUCAAGUGGCUUAUGGGACAAAAGCUCGAAGCCCUCCAAGGCCUUGUCCUGUCCUCCCACUACAACACCAACACUCCCUCCCUCACUCGCUCCUCCUCCUCCUCCUCCUCCACCACCGCCACUGCCAGCUCAGCACUCACCCCGUCGCACCCCGCCAUGUCAGCAGCCGAGCCAGCUGGCGCUGAGGUGGCGGCGUUCUGCGCCACAGUGGCAAAGAAGCCAGGUCUGGGGGAGGAGACGGAGGCAGUGCAGAGACUGGCAGCAGUGGCAGCAGUUGAGGCUGUCAGUGGGGGCGACCACAUGGGACUUGUGCUGCAAUCUGUGCUCGAAAUCACCAAGCAGAGGGGUUUGGGUCCGGUUCAGAGCGGUGCUGGUCAGGCGCAGAGCGGUGCUGGUGGCUUCAGUGGUGGGGCACUGGAUUUCGAAGGCAUGAACGUGGGCUCAGGCAGCAAUGGUGCUGUAGGUUCCGGUGGAGCUGGUUUAAGUGUUCCCAUGGGGGCAAUGGUCGGGAAGACAGUAGGUUCGGUACCAGCGGUAGUGGGGGAGGGAUGGGUGAUGCCUGCAGUGGUGGCAGCAGUGCAAUCAGCCAAGCUGCGGCAGCUGCUGAAGCAGAGAGCUGCUGCCUGCCUUGCUGCUGCUAGCGUGGUAGACGGAGAUGUUAAGAGCGAGACCUUGCUAGAGCAGAAGAUAGAGGCCGAGGGGCGAGUAGUGGCUGCUCUGGCUCUCAUCUGCUUUGUAACUGCUGCCUGGAUGUCUCACCGCCCUCUCACCCUUGCUCGACUGCUCGAGCCAGUGGUGAGGGAGCGAGGCGGGGAGAGAGGAUGGAGAGGGGUCGGGGAAGGAGGGUUUGGUGAGAAAAUGGGGGGAGAUGGGGAAGGGGAGAGAGUCGUGCGGAGUGUGGGGGGGAGAUUAGGGGUUGGGGGGGUUGGUGGAGCGCCUGUGUUGUCUGGGGAGGGGGAGGAUUGCCUGGAGUGGUUUCUGGGGUUGGAGAGACGGUUGAAUGGGGGAGGUGGGGUGGCUGGCGAAGGAGGGGAGCGAGAGCAUGGAGGGGGGCUGGUGCAUACAGAAGGGGGUGUUAAUGGUGCAGGGGGGGAGAGAAAGGGAGAUAAGGAGAAGGAGGUGGGACAGGGCACAGCAGAACUUGGGGGGAAGGAUGAGGAGGGCAGAUUCGUGGGACCUGGACGGGCGGUUGUCGAGGGAAAAGUGGUGGUCCUAUCAGAGGACGACAUGUGGCGCGUUGUGGGCGCGUCAGUGUGGUCGCUAGUGGAGUGGUAUCAUCACAACCACAACCACCAGCAGCAGCAGCAGCACUGGCAGCCGCCGCACCACUUUGUUCCCUACAGCCCACCCCAAAGCGGCACCACCACCCCCACCCUCUCCACCCCUCCUCUCUCCCCCCACCUCCACCCCCACGCCCUUCUCUCCCCUGACCAGCACCAACACCAGCUGCUGCAGCAGCAGCAAUACCACCAUCACCACCAUCAGCAGCAGCAGCCCCCACCUGCCCCAUCCUCUUUCUUCUCUGCUUUCUCCCGGCCUUGGACCUCUCCCGCUUCCCCUGCCCCUUCCUCCUCCUCCUCCCUCCUCUCCCCCGCGCCCUCCCCUGCUCCCUCCCCCGCACCCUCCCACCUGAAGCCUACAGGGGCAGCAGGAGGGGGGAUGGCGGGAGCAGCAUCAGCAGCUGCUGCAGCGGCAGUGGCAGCAGCAGCCAAAGCAGCAGAUAGGGCAGGAGGAGAGGGUGAGCGAAGAACAGGGGCAGUUGCAGGGGUGGGGAGAGGGGGAAACAGAGACGCAGCAGCACAUUCCGCCCAUUUGUUUCCACAGGCGCUCCUACCAGAUGCAUGUGCUGCUGCAGCUGCGUCUGACGCGCUGGUCCUCGCGUCUGCACGCGUGGCGUCUGCCCUCAGGCGCCAGCUGGCGGCACACGUCAGCACCCGCAUGCACGUGCGUGGGGGGGGUGUAAGUUCAGGAGCGCGGGGUGUGGGCACCAGGAGCGUACAGCUUAGUGCUGCUGCGGGUGGCGGUGCUGGCAAUGGUGGUGGUUUGAAGGAGAAGGAGGAGGCUGUUUCUGCGUAUGCUCACCUGGCGUCCGUAGCAGCAGCGGAUGGGCUGCUCCAGUGGCUGGCAGAUGAACACUCGCUGCAUCACAGCCACCACCAGCACAACCAGCAGCACGGGCAGCAGCAGCAGCACCAGCACACUCACCAGCAGCACAUGCAGCAGCACAAUCAGCAGCAGAUGCACAGCAGUGGUGGCCUGGGCCACAUGUCACGGCACCAUGGCAACAUACCCACACACCCAGACGCACAUGGACAUGGCGGCGCUGUUGCUGCUGCUGCCACGACCCAUGCAGCCUCCACGCACUUGCACCUGCCAUCCGCCCAUCCCGGCACAGCUAGCGCUGCAGCACCAGGAGCAGCAGGGAUUGCACCAGGCGCCACUGCAGGAGGACUUGCAGGAGGAACGGCAGGAGGAGCGUCAGGGGGAACAGCAGGAGGGACGGAUUUCAGCAGUGUAGCUCAUCAUACCCGCGUUGAGACGUGCCCAUUGCUCCCUAACGUACCCCAUACAGUGCUCGAGUUCCCUGAAUCCGGCCCUGUUUUAGUCCUUGCUGCUGCAACAGAUGUUGCUUAUAUCGAAGCUGCUAGUAACGGGGCUGAAGCGCCUGGAGGUGCUGCUGCUGCUGCUGCUGGUAAGGCUGGUGGGAGGCUGGAGGGAGGUAGACCUGGGGUAGGUGUGUCAACACCGAGCCUGAUUGGUCUGAUUGGGAGGGAGAAGGAGGUGGAUGGAGGAGGAGGGAAGUGGGGAAGCGCAGGGGGGAGCAUGGGGGAUGUGAGGGAACAGGCGAGGAAGGCAGGAGCGAGUGAGGGCGAGCAGGGGGGGAGGGUGAAAGGAGGGGCAGGAGAAGAACCAGACGACAACAAGUCGGGUGAGGGGGGAGAGAGGGGAGAGGAGGAAGAGGAGGCAGGUGUGAGAUGGGCGAGAACAGCGCUUGGGGAGCCUCUGGAGGUGCUUAAAACGGGGGGAGAGCUCCUGGAAGGGGUCUGUGUGAAUGCACUGAAUCCGAGACAAGCAGUGGUGGCCACCAAUCGCAAGGGCCUCCUCUUCUUCGACAUUCAUUCAUCUAGCUCCUCUGGGAUCUCCGGUGCCUCUGCUUAUGCUGGUUCCACUGGUCACACCGGUUCCACUGGCUACGCCGGUGCGUCUGGUUACGGCAGUCAUGCGGCUGCGGCCGGCUCAGCAGUGUUUGACAGUCUCUGGGCGUCAGCCUGCUGGCCUGCUGAUAGCUACGCAGGCCGUGUUGCCACGCCCCCUCCCGCCCACUUCGCCCUCCUCACCCAUUCCCCUAGCGGCCGCAUGAACCUGCCCGGUUCUGCUGGUGCUGCUGGUGGUGGGGGUGGUUGGGGCGGGGCGGCAGGGCAAAGCGGGGAGAGCAUGGGAAGCAGUGGGCCCGGGAGCAUGGGAGGGGGGGGGGGUGUAGGCCGGCUGGGCGGGUUCGGGAGCAGCAGUUUCAGCAGCGCGAGCAUCGGCAACAAUCCUGCAAACACCUCCUCGCCCUUCUCCCCGAUAGGCUCGGCGGUGGGCCGGGGCGCGGCGGCUCGGGAUUCGUCUUAUGCGGGCGGCGUGGGGAUGGGGAUUCCGGGGUAUGGGGGGAUAGGCGCGUGGGGAUUGGGAUGGGAGGACUUGGAGGAUGCGGAGGAGGGGUAUGUGGACCCACCGGCCACGGCAGAGUCUGUAGCGGGGAGGGCGUUGGCAGCUCACCCUCUCAGGCCCUUCUUCCUGGUCGGCUCCACCAAUACUCACGUAUACCUCUGGCAGUUCGGUGCGCCAGCAGCCACGGCAACGUAUGGGGUGCUGCCAGCUGCCAACACGCCAGUGCCGCUGGUCAUCCCCUCUGUCACUGCCCUCUCCCUGCACCGCUACGGGGAGCGCUUCGCCACCGCUGCUGCGGAUGGCACGGUGUCGAUGUGGCAGCUGGAGGUGGGGGGGAGGAGCAACGUGAAGCCCACUGAGACCAAGCACUGCUUUGGGCGGAGCGCCAGUGGAGUGGCGUUCAUAGGGGCGAGCAGCAGUGUGCUGGCAGCGGUGGGGCAGAGCCCAUCGCAGGACAACCUGGUCGUGUGGGACUCCCUCGCCCCGCCCAACGCCUCCCGCGUUGCCAUCAACUGCCACCAAGGCAACAUCGCUAUCGUUGACAACACCAUCCCUGCUGCCGCCGCCACAGGGAGCACCGGGGGAGCAGCAGCACGGGGAGGAACAGGGGGUGGCAACGGAGGAGGAGGAGGAGGAGGACAGCUGUCGGCGUCUCAUUCGCUGAUCGUGACAGGCGGCAAGGCCGGCGAUAUCUCAGUGCACGAUUUCCGGUUCAUUGCGAGCGGCAAGAGCGGCCGCAAGGGGGGCGGAGGCGGGGGCGGGGGGAGCAAAGACGGAAGCAGAAACAUCAGUAACAGCAACAACAGCGGCGGCGGUGGCGGCAGUGGCAGCAGCGGUGGCGGUGCAGGCAGUGGUGCAGUGGGCAGUGGUGGUGGUGGUGGGUAUGGGGAUCGGGCGCUGUGGCACAUUCCCCGGGCGCACAGCAGCAGUGUGUCGGCGAUUCUAUCCCUGCCCGGCACGCCGCUGUUCCUGAGUGCGGGCAAGGACGGUGAGGUGAAGCUGUGGGACGCCUCGCGCUGCCAGCUGCUCAGGGAGUGGCCCCGCGUGCAUGAGAAACGCACUUUCCUUAAUGCCCGCGGCUUUGGAGCCGUCAUGCAGGUUGGUGUGAUGGAUAUGAUUCCCUCAACCCAUGGCCUUCUAACAUGUGGCGCGUUAUCAUCACUCCCUGGUAGUGCACAUCACCAUUCAGCGUUCUCAAGUUGCUCCUCUCGAUCCGCCAUGGCGCUUAGCUGGCUCACGCUGUUCCUCAUCGUCGUGCUCUUCAUCGUGCUGUCUCCCGGGCUGCUGCUCCAGAUUCCAGGCGACACACAGCCAAUAGAGUUCCGCAACUGGCGCACGUCUCUCGCGUCAGUGUUGGUGCAUGCAGUGGUGUUCUUCAUCUUGCUGCUUCUCAUUGAUGAGUAUUACUUCUCCAGUGCUGCUGGCGGCGGUGGUGGGGGAAAACAUGAUUAG